This is a messenger RNA of Heteronotia binoei (common prickly gecko), 6263 nucleotides long. RefSeq names its product aggrecan (gene ACAN). The transcript has 19 exons. Gene Ontology annotation, molecular function: calcium ion binding; hyaluronic acid binding. Lineage: Eukaryota; Metazoa; Chordata; Lepidosauria; Squamata; Gekkonidae. Gene Ontology annotation, biological process: cell adhesion. The record is from RefSeq and is a predicted model, not a curated record. Bases 506 to 5851 code for a protein of 1781 amino acids.
CCCCAUGCUCAUGUCUUAUUUUUCCUGGAUUCCUGCCUACCUUGACUCAAAGUUUUUCAGAGGAGGAUCCAAUGCCCUUAGUAAUUUGCCACCUAUGGCAAGAGGUAUCUAAGGAGGGACAGGAGGAGUUUGAAUGUCUCUUUUUUUUAUAGCGAGUAGCAGUGAAACGUGGACCGUUACUAGUUGAAACACACUCCCUCUCCCCCUCUCUCUCUCUUUUGUUCCAAAAUCAGCCCUGCUGCUGCUGCUGUUCUGCUGCCACUGCUGGAAACGAACCUGAUAUACCAACUCCAGGAAUUCUGAGUUCUUCUUGGGGAAAAUAAAGCAAAAUUACAUUCACAAAACAAAAGCAGGAACUCCCAUUUGGAGGCUGUCAAGAAGACCCACAGUGAUUGCAAAAAGUUGCAACUUCUUCUUAAACACACACACACAUACAAGAAUCUUACUGCUCUGCCAGGUGUAUGGAACUUAAAUUCUUGAAGCACUGAAUUGUUAAAGGUAAACUAUGACCACUUUGCUACUAGUAUUUGUGAGUUUGCGAGUCAUCAUUGCAGCCAGCUCUGUGGAAGUUUUAGAUCAUGAGGCCACACUGAGUGUGAGCAUACCUUUACAUUCCCCCUUGUGUGUCCCCCUGGGGCACACUCUGACCAUCCCCUGUUACUACAUUGACACACUGGAGCACGUGACCACAUCACCUUCUACCGCCCCCCUGUCCCCAAGAAUCAAAUGGAGCAGACUCUCUGAAGGAAAGUCAGUGGUCUUGUUGGUGGCCAUAGAUGGGCAUGUCAGAAUCAACACUGCAUACCAGGAGGUGGUUUCUCUACCCAACUACCCUGCCAUACCUACUGAUGCCACCCUGGAAAUCAAGGCGCUUCGAUCCAAUGAUACUGGGAUCUAUCGGUGUGAGGUGAUUCAUGGCAUCGAGGACAGCCAUGAUACAGUAGAGGUGAAGGUGAAAGGCAUCGUGUUCCAUUACAGAGCCAUCUCUACCCGAUACACUUUGGACUUUGAGAAGGCCAAACAGGCGUGCAUCCAGAACAGCGCUGUCAUUGCAACCCCUGAGCAGUUGCAGGCUGCCUAUGAGGAUGGCUUUGACCAGUGUGAUGCUGGCUGGCUGGCAGAUCAGACUGUCAGGUAUCCAAUGCACCAUCCCCGAGAAGGUUGUUAUGGAGACAAGGAUGAAUUUCCUGGUGUAAGAACAUACGGCAUUCGUGAAACAGAUGAGAUGUAUGAUGUGUAUUGUUACGCAGAGGAAAUGGAAGGUAAAGUCUUCUAUGCCACCUCCCCAGAGAAGUUCACCUUCCCAGAAGCAGCAGAGAAAUGUCACCGUCUUGGUGCCCGUUUGGCAACUACAGGAGAACUCUAUCUGGCCUGGAAAGAUGGCAUGGAUGUCUGCAGUGCUGGCUGGCUGGCAGACCGCAGUGUCCGGUACCCCAUUUCUAAGGCACGUCCCAACUGUGGUGGCAACCUGGUGGGAGUACGAACUGUGUACCUCUAUGAUAAUCAGACAGGAUAUCCUCACCCCCAUUCUCGCUAUGAUGCCAUCUGCUACUCUGGUGAUGACUUUGAAACAAUCAUCCAUGAGAACCUCACUGAUGAGACAAUGGGUGAAUUGGGCAGCGGUUUCACCAUCCAGACAGUCACCCAGACAGAUGUGGAGCUGUACUUCCCACGCAAUGUCACAGAGGAGGAAGCCCGGGGCAGCAUUGCAACGUUGGAACCAAUAGACUUUACAGCCACUGCUUCAGAGCUAGAUGAAGGCUUCACAGCAACUCCGGAUCUCUUUGCUACUGACUUCAUUGAUGAGGCAGAGAACAGGACUGAGGUGGGAAUUUGGGAGAGUCUAGAAAAUGCCACCGUCUCAGUGCUGGACACUCUUUUCACCACUGAUACUCCAGACGUGAGCUCAGUGGAAGAGACCUUGUGGGCUACUGCAACACCACCAGUGGAGUCUGCUUUUCCAUUUACAGUAGAGGAUCAGAUUGUGCCAGGGACAGUUGCUCCUGACAUUGGACACAUCCCCGGGCAGCCCAUGCCAUCCACAGGCACCGUCUUUCAUUACCGACCAUCCACUGAUAGAUAUUCCCUAACCUUUGUCAAAGCCCAACAAGCUUGCCUGGAUAAUAACGCUGUUAUAGCCACUCCCGAACAACUGCAGGCUGCCUAUGAGGAUGGUUAUGAUCAGUGUGAUGCCGGCUGGCUGAGGGACCAGACUGUCAGAUACCCCAUUGUCUUUCCACGGAGCAAAUGUGAAGGAGACAAGGAUGAUGUCCCAGGAGUGCGGACAUAUGGCAUGCGCCCGGCAUCAGAGAUGUUUGAUGUGUACUGCUAUGUUGACAAACUAAAUGGUGAGGUCUUUUUCGCCACCCAACCAGAACGAUUCACCUUCCUGGAAGCUCAGGAACACUGUGAGAGCCAGAAUGCUACCCUGGCUUCCACCGGACAACUCUAUGCUGCCUGGAAACUGGGCCUAGACAACUGCCGUGCUGGCUGGCUGGCUGAUGGCAGCCUCCGCUAUCCCAUCCUGCACCCACGUCCUGCUUGUGGGGGGGACAAACCCGGUGUGAGAACCACUUAUUUGCACCCCAAUCAGACAGGAUUCCCAGACCCACAAUCAAGGCACCAUGCCUUUUGCUUCAGAGCUCUACCUUCUCUGUAUGAGGACUUUGAGGAGGAUCUAAUUGCAACCCAAGUGGUCCCUGGGGUUGAGGAGGUCCCUUCUGGGGAAGAGACAACUGUGGAAAUGGAGUUUGCCACUGAUUCUGAAAAUCAGACUGAGUGGGGAACGGAGGUAUUUCCAACCAACAUCUCAUUGAUAUAUGCGAGUCCAUCAGCUGUUUCUCCUGUUGACAUUGAUGAAAUAAGUGCAGAAGUUCCCAUCACGGAGACAACUGCUGGCUGGACAUCAGGAGCUCCAGAUACUAGUGGGAUGUUUGAACCUAGUGGGGAAAGUGGAUUUCCCUCUGGAACCCCAGAUUUCAGUGGAUUUCCUUCUGGAGAAAGUGGGCUACCAUCAGGAGACUCAAGUGGCCUGCCUUCUGGUAUUAUUGAAGUCAGCAUUCUACCUUCCGGAGAUCAAGAAUUAUCAGGGAUUGGUUCUGGAAUCCCAGACCACAGGGAAAUAAUCCCUGGACUUCAAGAAGGCAAAGGGAUUCCAGAAAUCAGUGGGCUGGGUUCCGGUGUGGACUUUUUCAGUGGCUUACCAUCUGGAGAGUUUGAUUACAGUGGUCAUACAUCUGGAUUUCCAACUGUGUCUCUUGUGAAUGCCACAUUGGUGGAAGUUGUAACCACAGAGACAGAAAAGGAAGUGGAAGGAAAAGGAACAAUUGUGAUCAGCAGAGAUGGAGACUUAUCAGGUUUGCCUUCCACCGAGUGGGAUAUUAGUGGGAUAACCAGUGGGUUACCUUCGGGAGAUGACAUCAGUGGAAUACCUGAUAUCAGUGGAUUUUCAUCAGGACUCGAUAUCAGCGGAGAACUGUCUGGGAUACCUGAUAUAAGUGGAUUACCAUCGGGAUUUGAUACUGAUGGACAACCAUCUGGUCUACCAGAUAUCAGUGGACUAUCCUCAGGAACUUACCUUGGCGGAAUCCCAUUGGGGAUACCUGAUACAAGUGGCUUUGUGGACUUAAGUGGUCAGGGUUCAGAUGUUGAUGGAAGUGGUGAGCCUUCUGGGGUUACCUUCAUUGGUACUGAUUUAUUUGAAAUUACAACCCCUUCUACUAAAGAAGAAGAAGGGAAAGGGUUUGUGGAAGUAAGUGGCUUGCCUUCAGGAGAUGAGGAUUUAUCUGGCACACUGUCAGGAAUUUUGGACAUAAGUGGUCAGACAUCUGGCCAAAUAGACUUCAGUGGUUGGACUUCAGGUACUCAUGAAAUUGGUGGACUUCCAAGUGGACUAACAGACAUUAGUGGAGAAAGUUCUGGUGUUGGUCAGACCAGUGGCCUGCCAUCUGGAAUUUAUGACUAUAGUGGACUUCCAUCUGGAUUUCCUACCAUCUCUCUUGUGGAUACAACUUUGGUGGAAGUCGCAACUCAGCCUUCUGUUGCACAGGAAGCAGGAGGAACAUCUGGAACAUUAGAAUUUAGUGGGUUCCCUUCUGGGGAAAUAUCAGGUGAACUGUAUGAUGUGACAACCGUUAGUGGACUGCCAUCAGGGGCUGUUGACAUCAGUGAGGCAUCAUCGGGAAUUCCAUAUUUUAGUGGAGAAAUUGCUGGCAUCACUGACCUAAGUGGAGAGCCCUCAGCUGUAGCUGGAACUAGUGGUGAAACUUCUGGAAUUCCAGAAGUCACUUUAAUAAGUUCUGAUUUAGUGGAGGCUGUGACAGAACCAACAGUUUCACAGGAACUGGCUGGCGGGAGAGAAGCAUUGCAUCCCCAUUUUUCUGGAUCAAGUGGGGAUGCCUUCACAUCUAGUGGAGAGGCUUCUGCAUAUUCUGAAAGUACCAUUAAAACCCCUGAAUAUCAUGAUGUUAUUGAUGAAACAUCUACAUUUCAUGAAGGUAGUGUAGAAACUUCUACUAUUCAUGAAAUCAGUGGAGGAGCAUCAGUGUUGCCUGAACACCACCCAGAAACAUCAACCUUUUUGGAGACAGAUAGUGAAGCAUCUGCAUUACCCCAAAGUCACCCAGAAACAUCUGGGGUGCCUUUUAUCAGUGGCUUGUCCUCUGGACAAUAUGAAGUAAGAAGUCAGAUUCAUGGGGAUAGCUCAGGGCCACCCCCUCAUCCUGCCUCAGAUGGCCCAGAGGAAACCUUUUUGCCAGACAUUCUACUCAGCACUAGUGACCCGGAUUCUGAACCAACUGAAUAUUCCAAGCGUCCAGAAGAGACCCAAGUUGAAACAGAGGCUUAUACACAUAUACUGUCUGAAACAGAAGAAGCUGCUGCUCCAGAGGUUCCCCUUACUCCUCCCACAGCUACAGAUGUCCUGCCUGAAGUAUCACCAGAGGUGGUAGGGCCUACAGCAGAAGGCACACCCAAGACAUGUGAAGAAAGGCCGUGUGGGGCUGGUACCUGCCAGGAACAAGAUGGGCACAUCACUUGCUUGUGCCCAUCUGGGUAUAUGGGCGAUCACUGUGAUAUAGACACUGAUGAGUGCCACUCCAGCCCCUGUCUGAAUGGAGCUACCUGCGUCGAUGGCAUCCACACUUUCAAAUGCUUAUGCCUUCCCAGCUACGGAGGGGACCUCUGUGACAUCGAUCUGGCAGAAUGUGAAGUGGGCUGGACCAAAUUCCAAGGCAACUGCUACAAAUAUUUUGAAGAGAGACACACAUGGGUGGAUGCUGAAAACCUCUGCCGUGAACACCAGUCCCAUCUGAGUAGCAUCAUCACUCCAGAGGAACAGGAAUUUGUGAACAACAAUGCCCAGGACUACCAAUGGAUUGGCCUCAGUGACAGGGCUGUUGAACAUGACUUCCGGUGGUCUGAUGGACACUCCCUGCAAUACGAGAACUGGCGACCCAACCAACCGGAUAAUUUCUUUGCCACAGGAGAAGAUUGCGUGGUAAUGAUCUGGCACGAGAAAGGCGAGUGGAAUGAUGUGCCCUGCAACUAUCAUCUCCCAUUCACCUGCAAGAAAGGAACAGUUGCCUGCAGUCAUCCACCUGUGGUAGAGAAUGCAAGGCACUUUGGUAAGAAGAAGGACCGCUACGAGAUCAACUCCAUGGUGCGGUACCAGUGCAACCAGGGCUACCUACAGCGCCACGUGCCCACAGUUCGGUGUCAACCCAACGGACAGUGGGAAGAGCCACGGAUAGCCUGUAUAGAUCCCUCCACCUACAAACGUAGACUACACAAGAGAAGCCCACGGUCUCGGUCAAGGACCAAUCGAGGAAUGGCACAGAGUACCACCCAUUAAAGAAAGGAGAGCAAGAGAUGAGAGAGAUUUUAUGGAACAGUUAUAUUAACAGAACCAAUUUCUUCUCAUUGCUUUUUUUGUUGUUGUUAUAUAAGGAAAAAAAUUAUAUUAAAAAAAAUCCACCUUGUGUAUAUGUAAAAAAAAAGAGGGGGGGGGAAGAAACCUUUUCAAAGCAGUCAAGCAAAAGUGAUUAUGAUUCCAGCAUUUUUUAAGCUAACCACCUGGAUCUUUGUGCCUUUGGGGUGGGAAUUGGGGGGGGGGGGACACAAGAGGGUAAGUUAAAUAAUAAAGAUUAUUAGGGGUGUAAGGGUCCUGAAGUUAGCCACAGAUUAUUUAAUCUGCAGGGUGGACGAGACUUUUGUUAUUUUUGUAAGCAAUUUUUGUUUCUUCUUUCCAGUGCAGAGUAGAUUUU